GGACUUAAUUAUAACAGAUUGGUGUGUACGUGGUCGUGUGUGUCGAGUAGGAGCUCAGAGGGCCGCUAUUGUAUAAUUAUAAGGGAAGCAGCAGCAUCUCGUGGUGGUAUUUGGAGCCCAGCAGGCGUGGAAAGAAAGUGCGUUGUUGUUAGUUGACACUGCUCAUCAUCCUCAUCCGGCCUGCUGCGAAGCAAAGCCGGGAGCUGGAGUUUGAAACGGAGCGCUCACAAUGGCGGUAAACCUGGAUAAGGACGCAUACUACCGCCGGAUCAAGAGACUAUACAGUAACUGGAAGAAGGGAGAAGAUGAGUUUGGCAAAGUCGACGCUAUCGUGGUGUCUGUGGGGGUUGAUGAGGAAAUUGUGUAUGCCAAAUCCACAGCCAUACAGACGUGGCUGUUUGGCUACGAGUUGACCGACACCAUCAUGGUGUUCUGUGACACCAAAAUCAUCUUCCUCGCCAGCAAGAAAAAGGUGGAUUUCCUCAAGCAGGUGGCUAUAACUAAAGGCAACGAGAAUGCCAAUGGUGUCCCGCCCAUUACCCUGCUCACCAGAGAAAAGAACGAGAGCAACAAGGCCAACUUUGACAAGAUGAUCGAGGCGAUCAGAGGUAGCAAAGAGGGCAAGACGGUGGGUGUGUUCAGCAAAGACAAAUUCCCAGGAGAGUACAUGAAGAGCUGGAAUGACACGCUCUCUGCUGAGGGACUGGAGAAGGUGGACAUCAGUGCUGUGGUCGCCUACACGAUGGCGGUGAAGGAAGACGGAGAGCUGGCCCUGAUGAAGAAAGCGGCAGCCAUUACCAGCGAGGUUUACUCAAAGUUUUUCAAGGAGCGCGUGAUGGAGAUUGUUGAUGCUGAUGAGAAAGUGCGUCACAGCAAGCUGGCGGAGUCGGUGGAGAAGGCCAUCGAGGAAAAGAAGUACCUGGGUGGUGCGGAUCCGUCCACCGUGGAAAUGUGUUAUCCUCCCAUCAUCCAGAGCGGUGGGAACUACAGUCUCAAGUUCAGCGUGGUCAGCGAUAAGAACCACAUGCACUUUGGUGCCAUCACGUGUGCCAUGGGGAUCCGCUACAAGUCGUACUGCUCCAACCUGGUGCGCACACUCAUGGUGGACCCCUCUCAGGAGAUGCAGGACAACUACAACUUCCUGCUGCAGGUGGAAGAGGAGCUGCUCAAGGAGCUCAAGCACGGAGUCAAAAUCUGUGACGCAUACAAUGCAGUCUUGGAGUACGUGAAGAAAGAGAAGCCGGAGCUCGCGCAGAAGCUGACCAAAAACCUCGGUUUUGCGAUGGGGAUCGAGUUCAGAGAAGGGUCGCUGGUUUUGAACGCCAAAAAUCAGUACAGACUAAAAAGAGGGAUAGUGCUCAGCGUCAGCUUGGGUUUUUCUGACUUGGUGAAUAAAGAUGCGAAGAAAGAAGAGCAGAAGAAGUACGCCUUGUUUCUUGGUGACACUAUACAGAUCAAUGAGGAGGAGGCCGCCACAGUCCUCACACCGGUGAAGAAAAAGAUCAAAAACGUGGGAAUCUUCCUAAAGAAUGAUGACGAAGAGGAUGAGGAGGAAGAGGUCGACGACGCAGAGGAGCUGCUGGGGAAAGGCGCGCGCAGCGCCGCUCUGCUCGCAGACAGAACCAGGAACGAGAUGACGGCGGAGGAGAAGAGGCGGGCUCACCAGAAGGAGUUGGCCAAUCACUUGAAUGAAGAAGCGAAGCGCCGUCUGACGGAGCAGAAAGGAGAGCAGCAGAUCCAGAAGGCCAGGAAAUCUAACGUCUCCUAUAAGAACGUGUCUCAGAUGCCCAGAGAAAAGGACAUCCGGGACAUGAAGAUCUUCAUCGACAAGAAGUAUGAGACUGUCGUCAUGCCUGUCUUUGGCAUCGCCACACCAUUUCACAUCGCCACCAUCAAGAACAUCAGUAUGUCUGUAGAAGGAGACUACACCUACCUGAGGAUCAACUUCUACGUCCCUGGCAGCUCACUGGGCCGACAGGAGGGAAACAUCUUCCCCAACCCUGAAGCCACAUUCGUCAAAGAAAUCACGUACCGGGCGUCCAACCUGAAGGCUCCCGGCGACACAUCGGUGCCCUCCACCAACCUGCAGAACGCCUUCCGCAUCAUCAAGGAGGUGCAGAAGCGCUACAAAACACGAGAGGCCGAAGAGAAGGAGAAGGAGGGCAUCGUCAAGCAAGACUCGCUGGUCAUCAACCUCAACCGCAGCAACCCCAAACUCAAAGACCUCUACAUCAGACCCAACAUCGCACAGAAGAGGAUGCAGGGCUCGCUGGAGGCUCAUACUAAUGGUUUCCGUUUCACGUCGGUCCGAGGUGACAAAGUGGACAUUCUUUACAACAACAUCAAACACGCCAUCUUCCAGCCGUGUGACGGUGAGAUGAUCAUCGUACUGCACUUCCACCUCAAGAACGCCAUCAUGUUUGGUAAGAGACGCCACACGGACGUCCAGUUCUACACAGAGGUGGGCGAGAUCACCACAGACUUGGGCAAACACCAACACAUGCACGACCGAGACGACCUGUACGCCGAGCAGAUGGAGCGGGAGAUGAGGCACAAGCUCAAGUCGGCCUUCAAGAACUUCAUCGAGAAGGUGGAGACGUUGACUAAAGAGGAGUUGGAGUUCGAGGUGCCCUUCAGAGACCUGGGGUUCCAGGGCGCCCCCUACAGGAGUACCUGCCUGCUACAACCCACGUCCAGUUCUCUUGUCAAUGUUACUGAAUGGCCGCCGUUUGUAGUUACUCUAGACGAGGUGGAGCUGGUUCACUUUGAGCGCGUGCAGUUCCACCUGAAGAACUUUGACGUGGUCAUCGUUUACAAGGACUACAACAAGAAGGUCACCAUGAUCAACGCUGUGCCUGUGAACUCUCUUGACCCUAUCAAAGAGUGGCUCAACUCUUGUGACAUCAAGUACACAGAGGGCGUCCAGUCUCUGAACUGGACCAAGAUCAUGAAGACCAUCGUUGACGACCCAGAGGGGUUCUUCGAGCAGGGGGGCUGGUCUUUCUUGGAUCCAGAGAGCGAGGGAAGCGGCGGCGAGGAAGAUUCAGAGUCAGAAAUGGAGGAUGAGACGUUCAACCCAUCUGCAGAUGAAGAAGAAGAGGAAGAGGAAGACAGUGAUGAGGAUUACAGCUCAGAGACGGAGGACUCUGAUUACAGCGCGUCACUGGGCAGUGAGGAGGAGAGCGGGAAAGACUGGGAUGAACUGGAGGAAGAAGCCAGGAAAGCUGACAGAGAGAGCCAUUAUGAGGACGAGGACACCUCCAACAGGAAGAGGAAGGUGCGGCCAUCAGCCCCGCCGAGCAAGAAGAAGCGACGGCACUAAACGUCCCAAACAUCCAUUCAUACUGCCAAACCUGACCCUCCCUCCCACCACGGCCGGCUCCCCACACUUCACACAGACACACACCUGCGCUCAGACACACACAGUGUACAUAGACGUAGACACCGCCCCCUUUGUUUAUUUUUUAGUUGUUGUCGGUGAAGUGUCAUGUUGCAGAACCAGCAGGACAGCCACACUUCAUUCAUUACCUUCGUUUUCCCACCUUCGUUCAUCCAUCCAUCAGGGUUUAUUGUCUGUGUGUGUGUGUGUGUCUGCGAGUGCGUGCGAGUGUGGUUAAAUGGGUUUUUAUUGCAAGCAUUGUUUAUUUUCUGUUAAAGAAAGCUGAGUUUCUUAACUAAUGGAUAAUAAAUAAAAAGACUUGA
Messenger RNA from Maylandia zebra (zebra mbuna), 3702 nucleotides. RefSeq names its product SPT16 homolog, facilitates chromatin remodeling subunit (gene supt16h). Gene Ontology annotation, cellular component: FACT complex. Gene Ontology annotation, biological process: transcription elongation by RNA polymerase II. NCBI's taxonomy places the organism in Eukaryota, Metazoa, Chordata, Actinopteri, Cichliformes, Cichlidae. Gene Ontology annotation, molecular function: nucleosome binding. The record is from RefSeq and is a predicted model, not a curated record.